AUGUUUCGGUACGACGUCACAAACCAUCAUCGCGUGAUCCUUCAAUUUCAAUGCUUGCAGAGAGAUCCCACUCAUUUGUCUCAUGAUGAUGAUGAAGCGUGCCCCGUACCAAAUGGUAUCGCGUCCUCAAAUGAUAUAAAGGGGCCCACGCUCCCGGCCCCCAUUCUAUUCCUCAAUCUCAGCAUCAUUCCAGGACCACCAGGAUCGAUUCGUAACUGGAUUUCAACAUCUCACUGUGCAUUCUCAAACCGAAUCAUUUAUGAAACGCUGGUAAAGAAUCACGGAUCCAUCUACGACAUGUCUGAACCCAAUCCUUGCACCGGCCACGGUCUCUACAUGUCUGGAAUUUUCGAAGUUGAAGAACAAUUGUCUGAAGAUCGCCACUUCAAGGUCGAAUUUCGUAGCUACUCCGUUUUGAUUGGGUGCGCAGGCGCGAAUCGCAAACAGGAUCUUCACUACGAGAUUCGUGCAACUGGCUUCAGCAAUGAAGCUCUCAAGCUCGAGCCUAACAAACUGUACUUCUUACGGGGUUCAUUCUUCCCAACCAAUACCGAAGAGACCUAUAAAGAUGAGUUUUUUUUUGAAGGUUCCGACAGACUUUGCCUCGGAACCCCCGGCAACUUCUCAGACAGCUUGGCCGACAAGAUUGGGAUUACUGGUAUUGGUCGUGUCCUUAACGUUACUUUUGUCGUUGAAGACUCCAUGCAAUACCUCAAGCAAAGAACCUCUGACCCCGACAAGAUCAGUUUGUACGCAAUCGUCCAACACUGUGAUUUCCACCCAGAUACUAAGUUGGCAAAAGAGAUUACCCUUGAGUAUCGUAUUCCGCCUUUCAAACAUCUCUCUGGGUCACCUCAAGUAGUGAAGGAAGGCCGCGAGUGCCAGUUUCACGGCUACAUCAAGGACUUUAAUGAAGAGACCAGUCGUUACAUCGUCAUAGUGGCACCAACAUCCGGCCAUGUCGAGAAAGCCCCACGUGCGAGAGUCGUCAAAGGGGAGACUUCGACUGAACCCAAUGGUCGCCCCAAAAUUGUGAAGCGUUAUGAUCUUGACAGAUUCAAGCCUCGUGGCGUAUCGACGCCUUUCAAGUCCCCAAUGACUGUAUCCGAGUCCAGUCCCACCAUCCCGUUUCCCCCAUCAGCUCAAUUACCGUCAUCCUAUUCCUCAGGCUCUGGACAAUCCGGUUCAAUGGCGCCAGCUGCUCAGGAACCUGCGCAGCCAACCAAGAAACGAGCUCGCGCACAACCCAAGCGCAGAGUGGCGAAGGCUGUGGAGCCAGAGUGGGCCGAAGAAUGA
Molecule: messenger RNA, 1296 nt
Organism: Melampsora larici-populina 98AG31
Lineage: Eukaryota; Fungi; Basidiomycota; Pucciniomycetes; Pucciniales; Melampsoraceae
Exons: 6
Coding region: 1-1296 (431 amino acids)
Source: RefSeq, a predicted model, not a curated record